CCGGCUCCCGCGGCCCGGGAGGUUUCACUGCACAACAAGAUGGCGGCGGCGGCGGCGAGCGGAGCUGGCGGGGCUGCCGGGGCCGGGGCGGGGGGAGCCGGGCCGGCCGGCCGCCUGCUGCCUCCGUCCGCCCCGGGGUCCCCGGCCGCCCCCGCGUCGGUGUCCCCGGCGGCCGGCCCGCCGCGUCCCCCGGCCCCGGCCUCCCGCGGGCCAGUGCCUGCCCGCAUCGGCUACUACGAGAUCGACCGCACCAUCGGCAAGGGCAACUUCGCGGUGGUCAAGCGGGCCACGCACCUCGUCACCAAGGCCAAGGUUGCCAUCAAGAUCAUAGAUAAGACGCAGCUGGAUGAAGAAAACUUGAAGAAGAUCUUCCGGGAAGUUCAAAUUAUGAAGAUGCUUUGCCACCCGCAUAUCAUCAGGCUUUACCAGGUUAUGGAGACAGAACGGAUGAUUUAUCUGGUGACAGAAUAUGCUAGUGGAGGGGAAAUAUUUGACCACCUGGUGGCCCAUGGCAGAAUGGCGGAGAAGGAGGCCCGUCGGAAGUUCAAACAGAUUGUUGCCGCCGUCUCUUUUUGUCACUGUCGGAACAUUGUCCAUCGUGAUCUAAAAGCUGAAAAUUUGCUUCUGGAUGCCAAUCUGAAUAUUAAAAUAGCAGAUUUUGGCUUCAGUAACCUCUUCACUCCUGGGCAGCUGCUGAAGACCUGGUGUGGCAGCCCUCCCUAUGCGGCGCCUGAGCUCUUCGAAGGAAAGGAGUAUGAUGGGCCCAAAGUGGACAUCUGGAGCCUCGGAGUCGUCCUCUACGUGCUCGUGUGCGGUGCCCUGCCCUUUGACGGGGGCACGCUGCAGGACCUGCGGGCCCGGGUGCUGAGCGGGAAGUUCCGCAUCCCCUUUUUCAUGUCCACAGAGUGUGAGCACUUGAUCCGCCACAUGCUGGUGUUGGACCCCAACAAGCGCCUGUCCAUGGAGCAGAUCUGCAAGCACAAGUGGAUGAAGCUAGGGGACACGGAUCCCACCUUUGACAGAUUAAUAGCUGAAUGCCAGCAGCUAAAGGAAGAAAGACAGAUGGACCCCCUGAAUGAGGAGGUCCUCCUAGCCAUGGAGGACAUGGGACUGGACAAAGAGCGGACACUACAGUCAUUAAGAUCAGAUGCCUAUGAUCACUACAGUGCCAUCUACAGCCUGCUGUGUGACCGGCAUAAGAGACACAAAAGCAUACGUGUCGGAGCACCUCCUAGCCUGCCCCGAGCCGUGGCCUUCCAAGCACCAGUCAGCAUCCAGGCCGAGCAGGCUGGCGCCACUGUGAACAUCAGCGUCCCCCAGGUGCAGCUGAUCAACCCGGAGAACCAGAUCGUGGAGCCUGAUGGGACAGUGAACCUGGACAGCGACGAGGGCGAGGAGCCCUCCCCGGAGGCGCUGGUCCGCUACCUGUCCAUGCGGAGGCACACAGUGGGGGUGGCUGACCCGCGCACGGAAGUCAUGGAAGACCUGCAGAAGCUCUUGCCUGGCUUUCCUGGAAUCGGCCCGCAGGCGCCAUUCCUGCAGGUGGCCCCUAACGUGAACUUCACGCACAACCUGUUGCCCAUGCAAACUUUGCAACCACCUGGGCAGCUUGAGUACAAGGAGCAGUCCCUCUUACAGCCGCCCGCCCUACAGCUGCUGAAUGGGAUGGGCCCCCUUGGCCGGAGGGCAUCGGAUGGAGGAGCCAACAUCCAGCUACAUGCCCAGCAGCUGCUGAAGCGCCCACGGGGACCCUCCCCGCUCGUCACCAUGACACCAGCAGUGCCAGCAGUUACCCCUGUGGACGAGGAGAGCUCGGACGGGGAGCCAGAUCAGGAAGCUGUGCAGAGGUACUUGGCAAAUAGGUCCAAAAGACAUACACUGGCCAUGACCAACCCUACAGCUGAGAUCCCACCGGACCUACAGCGGCAGCUAGGACAGCAGCCUUUCCGUCCCCGGGUCUGGCCCCCUCACCUGGUACCUGAUCAGCAUCGCUCCACCUACAAGGACUCCAACACCCUGCACCUCCCUACGGAGCGUUUCUCCCCUGUGCGCCGGUUCUCAGACGGGGCUGCAAGCAUCCAGGCCUUCAAAGCUCACCUGGAAAACAUGGGUGCCAGCAGCAGCAUCAAGCAGCUGCAGCAGGAGUGUGAGCAGCUGCAGAAGAUGUACGGGGGGCAGAUGGAUGAAAGAACCCUGGAGAAGACCCAGCAGCAGCACCUGUUAUACCAGCAGGAGCAGCACCACCAGAUCCUCCAGCAGCAGAUUCAGGAUUCCAUCUGCCCUCCGCAGCCCUCCCCACCUCUUCAGGCUGCGUGCGAGAACCAGCCAGCCCUCCUCACCCACCAGCUCCAGAGGUUAAGGAUCCAACCUUCAAGCCCACCCCCCAACCACCCCAACAACCAUCUCUUCAGACAACCCAGUAAUAGUCCUCCGCCCCUGGCAGGUGCCCUGAGCCAGUCUCACGGUGCUGCGUCUCCCUCCCACUUUCAAGGCCUGCCCCCCCGCAGUGCAAUCUUCCAGCAGCAGCCUGAGAACUGCUCCCCUCCUCCCACCGUGGCGCUCACCUGCCUGGGCAUUCAGCAGCCCACCCAGUCCCAGCAGGUGACCGUCCAAGUGCAGGAGCCCGUUGACAUGCUCAGCACUCUGCCAGGGGCGGCCGCAGGCCCUGCUGGGCGGGGCAUCUCCAUCAGCCCCAGUGCCAGCCAGGUCCCGAUGCAGCACCGCGCCAACCUGAUGGCCGCCUUCAGCUACGGACACCGACCCUUGUCCAAGCAGCUGAGUGCUGACAGCGCAGAGGCCCACAGCUUGAACGCGAAUCGGUUCUCCCCUGCUAACUACGACCAAGCGCAUUUACACCCCCAUCUGUUCUCGGACCAGUCCCGGGGUUCCCCCAGCAGCUACAGCCCCGCCCUGAAAGUCCCUCCACUUGACCAAGGUCCCAGCUUCCCUCCCAGCGCACACCAGCAGCCACCGCACUACACCACGUCGGCUCUGCAGCAGGCGCUGCUGUCCCCGACCCCGCCGGACUACACGAGGCACCAGCAGGUGCCCCACAUCCUGCAGGGACUGCUCUCUCCCCGGCACUCGCUCGCCGGCCACUCGGACAUUCGCCUGCCCCCGGCGGAGUUUGCGCAGCUCCUUAAGCGGCAACAGCGAGAGUACCAGGAAUUGUUCAGGCAUAUGAGCCAGGGGGAUGCUGGGGGCCUGGCUCCCGGACCUGGGGGACAGAGUAUGGUGGAGCACCAGGCUUUACCGUUUCAAAGUACCGACUCGUAUCACCACCACCGCCACACCAGCCCCCAGCAUCUUCUACAAAUCAGGGCGCAAGAAUGUAUCUCCCAGGUCUCGCCACCCGCCCCGGCCCACGGGUAUGCUCACCAGCCGGCUGUCGUGCAUCCAGAGAGCAUGGAAGAGGAGUGCUCGUGUGAGGGCGCCAGGGACGGCUUUCCAGACAGGAAGAGUCCGAACCCAGUGACCAAAGGCUGCCAUGACAGCCCCCUGCUCUUGAGCACUGGCAGACCCGGGGACCCUGAAUCUUUACUGGGAACUGUGAGUCACGCACAGGACCUGGGGCUGCAUCCCUUCCGCCAUCAGCCAGCGGCUGCGUUCAGUAGGAGUAAGGUGUCCAGCCGAGAGUCUGUCAUAGGGAACUGCAGGGAUAGAAGUUCUCCAGGACAAGCAGUGGGGCCGCCAGACCACAGUGGACUUGGGUACCCAGCACGCCCCUCAGUCAGUGAGCACCACCGGCCCCGGGCCCUGCAGAGACACCACACGAUCCAGAACAGCGACGAUGCUUACGUGCAGCUGGAUAACUUGCCAGGAAUGAGUCUCGUGGCUGGAAAGGCACUUAGUUCCGCCAGGAUGUCAGAUGCGGUUCUCAGUCAGUCCUCACUCAUGGGAAGCCGGCAGUUCCAGGAUGGGGAGGACGAGGGAUGUGGGGAGAGUCUGGUGGGUCACGAGCACCCAGGCCUGCCUGAUGGAAGCCAGCACGUCGGCUCCUCUUGCUAUGCGUCCACAUGCAUCACAGACAUUCUGCUCAGCUACAAGCACCCCGAGGUCUCCUUCAGCAUGGAGCAGGCUGGCGUGUAACAGGAAUGCAGAAUGAGCAAAGCAGUUAGACUUCCGAGGCCCGGGGAGCCAGAGCCGUGUGCCGCCUCAGCCCCCCGGCCCCCGGCACAGCGCCCCGCCUUCUCCGCGCUGCUCUCCCCCAGGGGCACGUUCUCAGGGGCAGCACCCUCUGGGACCUUAGAGGCUAGGGAAGGGGAGAGCGGCAGGGGUGAUGGCCCUGGCACUCGGAGAGGAGCAUGGGAGACCCCAAGCCUGGGACCCGGGGAGGUCUUCACUGCCGGGAUCCGCUGAAAAGCAUGUGGGGCCCAGCCGAGGUCACAUCAGCAUGUCCGCGUGGAGGCUGAGUGCGGCCGGCUACACUGUCUCGUUGGGAGCCUUCUCUUCGGUGUCUAACUGAGCCCCCACCCCCCUUGUCACCUGGAAAGACGCCUUUACCGUCGUGCCGGUCCUACCCACGGACGGAACACCCCCUGGCGCACCCCGCUGUCCCCUUUCAUCCCUCCUCCCGCGUUGUGGUGUCGAGAGGAUUGUCCUUGCGGCACAGGCCCUGCUUUCCCCUUUCGGCCUCCGCGUCCCAGGCGGGAAGAGCGGGAGGUUGUCUUGGGCCCCUGCCUGCCCUCACCUCCUCCUCCCUCCCUGGGCAUCCUCAGCCCCUGUUUUAAUUCUUGAUCAUGUAGGAAUUGUUUUUGGUAAAUGUUGAUAUAUUGUUAUUAUUAUUAUUGUUAAUAUUAUUAAUAAAUGAAAACAAAAGGAUUUUUGUUUAAAAGAGAAACGUUUAACCAGAUUCUGUUCUAUUUGGAUUGUGACUUGCACCUUUGGUUCAAAGUAUUUUAUUUAGACAUGGUAACUGUAAACAGUUCUGACUUGUGCCAGUGACAGACGUCGUGGGCGCCUCCCCGGCUGAAGCAGUGCGCACGCUCUGGCUCGUUGGUGUCCUUCCCGUUACUUCCUUCACUGUUAGAAACCAAAGUCUCCUCCGCUGGCUUGGGGCUGCCAGGACCUGGGCAUCUCCUUCGAGCUUCAAAAAAAGAAAGAGACGUUAAAUAUUGUGACUCUUGAUCCCUUUAUCUGGGAAGGGAGAGUAGAAGGUCCCCAGGCCCCUCCUAGCCUCUCGUCCUGUAUCCACAGAGGAAAGCAGGUGCCCAGCAUGGCCGUCCUGGGCGCUGCUCCCAGGAGCCCCCCGCAGCUCGUCCUUCUCGCUGACACGGCAGCUCAGCCCCUGCACCCAGUAUCCCGAGUGGAUUUCUGCAAUGCAAGAGCCUUUCUCGGGGUCUGGCCCGUGUUCCCAUGGUCCCCAGUCUCCCCCCUCGCUUGGUGGGCCGCCAGCUACUGCCCAGGAGGCGGCUGCUGUUUGACUCCUCUGGACCUGUUGGGACCCUGACACCCCCACCGCCUGGCCCCCACGCACGCCCGGCCUGUUGUGUUUACAUGGCACUGUACGGUGGGAGAGCCGGGAGAGCUGACUGCCGUGGCCAGCAGCCGCCAGACGGCAGCCAGCGAGCCUCCUGACCGUGCCAUCUUGAGAACUACACUUUGAAAAAAACCAUUGCUUCGUAUUGUAGUAGCCAACGUGCGCAGUGUAUGUUGAAUGUAUAUGAAUAUACUUUCCUAUUUCUGUUCUUUGAAAGUGUCAGAAGUAUUUUUCUUUCUCAUUUAUGUUAAACUAAAAAAGAAUUAAAAAAUCUCCAGACCCA
Messenger RNA from Manis pentadactyla (Chinese pangolin), 5762 nucleotides. It is a transcript of the gene SIK3, whose product is annotated as SIK family kinase 3. Gene Ontology annotation, molecular function: protein serine/threonine kinase activity; ATP binding; tau-protein kinase activity. Lineage: Eukaryota; Metazoa; Chordata; Mammalia; Pholidota; Manidae. Bases 40 to 4089 code for a protein of 1349 amino acids. Gene Ontology annotation, cellular component: cytoplasm. The record is from RefSeq and is a predicted model, not a curated record. The transcript is spliced from 25 exons. Gene Ontology annotation, biological process: microtubule cytoskeleton organization; protein phosphorylation; intracellular signal transduction.